This is a messenger RNA of Prosopis cineraria, 3543 nucleotides long. RefSeq names its product disease resistance protein RPV1-like. The record is from RefSeq and is a predicted model, not a curated record. The transcript has 6 exons. Gene Ontology annotation, biological process: signal transduction; defense response. Lineage: Eukaryota; Viridiplantae; Streptophyta; Magnoliopsida; Fabales; Fabaceae. The coding region runs from base 213 to 3356 and encodes 1047 amino acids. Gene Ontology annotation, molecular function: ADP binding.
UCAUUUACUGCUUUGUUUAUAAUUUUUACCGGGGGGGAAAAACAGCUUUGUUUAUAGAGAUGUCUUCUUCGUUCGAUCGUCUUCGGUUCAUGUUAGCUCGACACACUCACACUCCUUUCAGUUGCUACGAUCGACUGCAGGUAAAGACGAGAGACCGGAGCUUGGUAGAAGGUUGCUGAAAGUUGAUCGUUGACCCUAAAAAUCGCUAUUACAUGGAUGCGACCGUUGCUUUAAUGCUUAUAGAAGCUUCAAUGAUCGUACUGGGUUUAUUAAUUUCUAAAGCUAUAAGAUUCAUCUCUCCCUCAGUUCAUGACUGCGGUUGUAAAGAUGCUGCCGCUUCAAUUUCAACGGUUUCUUCCCCUUCUCAUACUAGGGUAGCUUCUCCUGCUACCAAGUAUGAUGUAUUCCUUAGCUUUAGAGGGGAAGACACUCGUGACAAUUUCACAAGUUAUCUCUAUGGAGCACUUUGCAAUGCAAACAUUCAUACUUUUAUGGAUCACAAACUUGACAAAGGAGAUCAGAUUUCACCAAUUCUCUUGAGAACAAUAAAGGAAUCCAAGAUAUCUGUGAUUAUUUUCUCGGAAGAUUAUGCUUCCUCAACGUGGUGUAUGGAUGAGCUUAUUCACAUAUUGGAAUGUAAGGAUAAAUAUGGAAGGAUUGUAGUGCCGAUUUUCUACAAGGUAGAUCCAUCAAAUAUACGGAAACAAAGUGGGAGUUUUGGAGAUGGAUUUGCUAAACUUGAGCAAAGAUUUAAAGACAACCAAGUUAGAUUGCAGAAGUGGAGGGAAGCUUUGAUCCAAUCAACAAGUCAGUCUGGAUGGGAUUCAAAGAAUAUCAGGCCUGAACCCAAACUUAUUAAGAAGAUUGUCAAAGACAUCUUGGGCAAGUUGAAACAUAAGUCAUUGGGUCAUUUUGAGGGACUAGUUGGGAUUGAUCAUCAUAUUGAAAAUAUUGAAGAACUUUUAUCCAAGGCUCGCAUUGUGGGAAUAUGGGGCAUGGCUGGUGCAGGCAAGACGACACUUGCUAAAGCUCUUUUUCAAAAGUUGAGAGCAAAAUUUGAAGCUUCCUCCUUUGUUGAAAAUGUAAGAGAACGAGCCAAGAUUGGAUUGGACAAGUUACAAAGAAAAUGUGUUAAAGAAUUAUUGAAGGACAAAGAGAUUGACACAUAUGACAUAAAAUCGUCUUUUGUGAAGAGUAGACUACAACGCAAAAAAAUUCUUUUGAUACUUGAUGAUGUGGACAACUCAAUAAUGGCUGAAGAUUUGACAAAGGUGUGUGAUUGGUUUGGGAAUGGAAGUAGAAUUAUUAUCACAUCAAGAGACAUGCAAGUGCUUAAAAAUGCUUCUGCAUCUAAUGCUUAUCAUAUUCCACCAAUGAAUUUCCAUGAUGCCUUUCAUCUCUUCAGUUUGAAAGCGUUCAAGCAAAAUGAGCCAUUCAAAACUUAUGCAAACUUAUCAAAAUCAGUAGUGGAUUAUUGUCAAGGAAAUCCAUUAGCCUUGGUAGUGCUGGGCUGCUUUCUUCAUGGCCGAGGAAAAAAAGAGUGGGAAAGUACUCUGGAAAAAUUAAAAGAAGCUCUACAUGAGGACAUUUUUAAUGUUCUGAAAUUGAGUUUUGAUGGACUUGGUAGCAAACAGAGGCAUGUGUUUCUUGACCUAGCAUUUUUCUUGAGUGAAGCAUGGAACAAGAUUUCUGUAGAGGAUUGCACAAGACAUUUAUAUGGUUCUUCUGUACAUAUUGACAUAUGUGUUCUUAGAGAAAGAUCCCUCAUUUCAAUUGAUGAUAAAGGUUAUAUUGAGAUGCAUGCUCUUGUGAAGGAGAUGGGCCUUGAAAUUUCUGCACAACAAUUAAUGACUAACGCUAAAAGACCAGUACGACUGUGGAGGCACGAGGAUAUUUAUAAUUUUUUCAUCAAUAACAAGGGGACUGAGGCAAUUCAAUGCAUAUCUUUAGAUGUUAGUAAGAUAAAGAGAAUUACAUUGAAGGCUAGUAAUUUUCAAAAGAUGUAUAAUUUAAUAUUUCUUAAAUUGUACAAAUCUGAAGAAAAGCCUUCAAAAGUGAAUAUUCUAGGGGAUCUGGAUAAUCUUCCAGAAGGAUUGAAAUUCUUCUGUUGGGAAGAAUGUCCUCUACCAUCUGUGCCAUUAAGCAUCUGUGCGGAGAAUCUUGUUCAUCUUAAAUUACCUAACAGUAAUCUUAGACAACUUUGGGAUGGAGAUCAACAUUUUCCAAACUUACAGUCGAUUGAUCUAAGAGAAUCAAAACACCUGACUGGACUCCCAGAUCUUUCUCAGGCCCCAAAUCUUGAAAGGAUAAGUGCAAGUGAUUGUUCAAAUUUGGGUCAAAUUCAUUCUUCAGUUGCCUUGGGAAAGCUUGCCAAUGUAUUUCUCCAAUUUUGCGGUGUGCCAACGCAUGUAAACAUCGGUGGGACUAUCAAAGGGACAAGUUCUGGGUUUGUAGCUGCCUACAACUAUUUGGAUCUUCGCCACUAUUCAUUCAAUGCAGUCAAAGUGAAGCUCUUCAUAUCUGAUGAUGGCAGUAUCAUCUCUGGUCUUCGAUUCAAGCACGUAGCAGUGCCAUUCGUGAAGAAAUCAAAGAGGGACAACUCUAUUGGGAUAAUGAUAGAUCAAAUGCACUGUACACAAAGAUUGGCCUCUCUGCUUCCAUUUGUGAAUAAAGUUUAUUGGUCAGAUGGUCCGAUUGAUUUUGGGAAUUUCAAGCAACAUUUUAACCAUGUGCAUGCUAAUGUAGCGUGCUUUCCUGCUGAGAAAAGUAAAAUGGAUGUGAAGAGAGUGACUGUGAGACGGAAAGCACAAGGUGGCAUGGUCAUGCCUUUGAGAAGAGAAGUGGCUAGUGGUAAUGAAGAGAAGGAGUUAAUAGGAGAGGUGCGAUGUUGUAGCAACAGCAAUACACUAACAGCAUUGAUGAGAAAUCAAGUGGUUCAUGAUUAUGAAGAUCAAGAGGAUGAGUUAACGGGAGAAGUGGAACUUUGCGGUGACAGGAGUGAUAAUAAUACAUUAGAAAGAGUACUGGUUCCUAAGAACAUUACUCGAUGGUCUUUAUUGUCCAAAUUGACAUUGAGGAAGAGGGAUAUUAUUGGGAAUGAAGCUUGGAGGAGCGUCCCAGAACUGUCGAUUCUGAAAGCACUUGCACAAUCUGGUUGUUGCAGAAUGUUUGAACCUAUGAUAGAUCUGACGCUCUCUUUGGAUGCUCCAGAGAGCCGUUGGUGUGCCCGUAAAUUUGCCGUCUAUCAUUCCCCAGAAUGGAUUAGAGGCAAGUAUGAGUUUGUAUCUGGUGUGGCAAUCCGUAUUCUUGAGAGUAGUGUUGUUUUAGUGUUUUGGGAUUAUGCUAUGCACUUAUAAGUAGCAUUUCACAGAUUUCAUCGUAUUAUGUUUUUUUUAAAAAAAAAAUUACAGGCCCUUAUUUAUAUACCACCGUCGCGCGCAGCUACUAUCUAGCCGGAAACAACUUGGUUGAUAUCAUGAAUUCAGUAUUAGAAUUGAGAUGGCGUGUAUUUUCAUUAAGGACUGUUUAUUUGUUCACUGAUCA